Molecule: messenger RNA, 1695 nt
Organism: Pyricularia oryzae 70-15
Lineage: Eukaryota; Fungi; Ascomycota; Sordariomycetes; Magnaporthales; Pyriculariaceae
Exons: 6
Coding region: 537-1487 (316 amino acids)
Source: RefSeq, a predicted model, not a curated record
CGCGGGCUCCUACGUGGUACAAGCAACGAAAAAGAUUCGAUCCCACCUAAGGUUUUCAACAAAUCGUCCAAAAAUGCAACCAAACCAAGGCCAAUCGAUAUGCUCAUAAGAGACAAACCUGAGGCUCGGUGCUGCAGCUACAAGCUUUGACCAGGUCCAUCCCAAGAGAGUCGUGGCGGCACCCCAAACGACCAUUUAUUGCUGGAGAAUGAGAAGAAGAAAAAAAGAAGACCAUGCGAGCGGGGUCCUCAGGGAUGAGAAUUGUGAAAUGCAUUUGUGCAUAAUCGAAUUUCCAAACCCCUUUGCUGCGGCCUUUCUGAGUUCCUGAUGCACAUUGUGUCUAUAACCUUCCACCCUUGUAUCCGUCGUUCGAUCCCGCCAGGGCUCCCGGUCAAUUCAAUCAAUGGGGAAAGUGACAUCUUUCUACCUAAAAGCCGGACCAUGACGCUACGCGGUCGGUAAACAAAACAUCGACACCGACCGCCCCUUUCAUCGUCGAAAACACCCCCCGCCAAGCACCCACACUCCCUCCAGCCAUGAAUGACAGAGGUGCGGCGGCCGAAGAAAGUCGAGGUCCACAGGUUCUGGCCGUCGCCAUCCCGCUCGUGGUCGUCGCCACCGUCUUCGUCGCCGCCCGGCUGUACACCAAGGCCGUCAUCAAAAAGCUAGUCUACCUUGAAGAUUACAUCAUCGGCUUUUGCAAUCUGAUGAUGUUGGCCGAGGUGUGUCUGGUUUCCAUCGCGAUCAAGCACGGGGAGGGGAGGCACAUCUGGACCUUGUCGGAGGAUGAGCUCGAGGCAUCGAAGCUGUGGUUCAUCAUCGCCUCCGUACCAGGCGUCUCCGCGCUGGGGUUGCCCAAGAUCGCCAUCGCGUUGAUGCUAAAUAGGAUCCUCUUCGCCAACAGAUGGCUGACGGUGGCCUCGUGGUUCAUGUCCGGCAUGACCACGCUGAACUUCACAGUCGUCCUUUUUCUGCUCAUUUUCCAGUGCUCGCCCGUGCGAGCGGCCUGGUCUGCCAACGUCCCCAACGCGACGUGUUAUGGCUCCGACGUAGUCGUUAAUUUUUGUAUAUACGCCUCGGUGUUCUCUGCCGUCACCGACCUUUAUUUCGCAUUUUGGCCCGCUGUCGUCAUCCUAAGGCUUGGGAUGAACACACAGAAGUCCAUCGGACUCAGCUGUGUGCUCGGCCUUGGGGUUUUUGCGUGUGCUGUCGCCCUAUACAAGGUUUCUCUACUACCGCUCAUGACAAGUCCAGACUUUACGUAUGACUGUGCAACCCUCAUAAUAUGGACAGUAGCCGAAGCAUCGGCAAUACUAAUUGCCUCGUCCAUCCCCAUGCUGACCCCGAUAUACCUCAUGAUCAUGCGACGGCGUAGGGAUGGAGAGCAUCGGAAUGAGGUCCGCAAAGCCCCACCACUUGACGAACUGGUCCAUCAGCUUGGCCACCAGCGUCAAACGCAAAUUCAACACCACAUUUGGGAUGUGUAGACGGGCGUCGUCCAUCGACUUGCAAAACGCCAGUCUUCUGCAGCGGUGACGAGCUCGGCGAGAAUUGGCAGCGUUCCACGGCAUACUGUACGAAGUUUAGGGGAUACGAGCCGUUGUAUUGACGAAGUAGAAAAUCCUAAUCAAACGCCAACGGCAGGUUGAUGUUGUCUGAGUUUCUUUGCUUGAAUGAUGUCAGACAUGACCGGGG